UAAAUGCUGCCCAAUACCUUCCUGUGGGUUUCUUCAAGAAAACAUCAAACACACGUGACUAGUAAUGCACGGGUCAGUGCGUAUAAAAGGACCUACAGUCUUCCUAACGAGACACAACUUCUUCAAACACCGAGCUGCUGCGAGAUUUCAAAUCAACCAUGAUCACUGUCCUGUGCCUCUUCGCCGCUCUGCUGAGCAAUGCCCUCGCGGUGUACGUCCCCACGUACGGCCUACCCUUGGCCGGCUACCCUGCCGCUGUGCCAGCUGUGACGGCGGUGCACGCAGCCCCAUUAACAGCAGUGCAAACUGUCCACCACGUGGUGCCCAUAACUCCCACGGUCCACAACGUGGCUACCCCGUACGGCUACCGCACCACCGGAGUCAGCUACAGCCACAGGGUCGACGCCCACCCGGUUCGUGUCCGCUACGUGCAGGGACUUGCUCCGUACGGCCUCAACUACGGCUAUGGGCUGGACGCCUUCGGAUACACCACUCUUCUGAAGAAAUAAAUCGAUACCAAGACCAAGCAACGAAGCAGUGACAAGGCCGACUUUGAGAAUGACCGACAGGACACAGCACUAUUUCGAGGCACCGCUGCCCUUGGGUCCGGCUUUUGUCAUCGGGGCAUGAGUCUCAGAAGUGAAAAUAAGAAAGUGUUAUAAAUGGUCUGCUAAAUUUAAAAUAUUUGACCUAAUAAA
Molecule: messenger RNA, 698 nt
Organism: Dermacentor albipictus
Lineage: Eukaryota; Metazoa; Arthropoda; Arachnida; Ixodida; Ixodidae
Source: RefSeq, a predicted model, not a curated record